Messenger RNA from Oryzias latipes (Japanese medaka), 2774 nucleotides. Its product is annotated as MOB kinase activator 1B. NCBI's taxonomy places the organism in Eukaryota, Metazoa, Chordata, Actinopteri, Beloniformes, Adrianichthyidae. The record is from RefSeq and is a predicted model, not a curated record.
CUGUUUGGCGGUGUGACGAAGAAGUGAAACGGCGUCAGUGCGCUGUUGCCUCUCAGCGUACAGAUGCAGAAAGAAAGCUGAUUCAGUUGGACAAACCAGUUCUUUUUCUUUCUCCGACGAGUUAUUAUGCGGAAUAGCUAUAUUUAGUUUGGAUGUUUCACUAGAACCACUGUGUGGGGGGAAAAAAGGACAACAAAAAGAAAGAGAAAGACGCUUGAGACUUAGUUGUAAAACAAUUCCUCGGGUCGGCUCCGGCUCAUCUCUUGACUUCAUUGCUGUUUUGAGGGACAUUUUUCUGCGCUUCUGGGAAACAUGAGCUUUCUUUUUGGAAACCGUUCAUCCAAAACGUUCAAGCCCAAGAAGAAUAUCCCGGAGGGCUCUCACCAGUACGAGCUGUUGAAACAUGCCGAGGCCACGCUGGGAAGUGGAAACCUGCGCAUGGCGGUCAUGCUGCCCGACGGUGAAGACUUAAAUGAGUGGGUUGCAGUGAAUACUGUGGAUUUCUUUAACCAGAUCAACAUGCUGUACGGCACCGUCACAGACUUUUGCACUGAGGAAAAGUGUCCCAUCAUGUCUGCUGGUCCCAAGUAUGAGUACCACUGGGCUGACGGAACCAAUAUCAAGAAACCCAUCAAAUGCUCCGCCCCUAAAUAUAUCGAUUACCUGAUGACCUGGGUGCAGGACCAGCUUGACGAUGAAACCCUUUUCCCUUCAAAGAUCGGUGUCCCGUUCAAGAAGAACUUCUUGAAUGUGGCGAAGACCAUUUUAAAGCGCCUGUUCAGGGUCUAUGCUCACAUCUACCACCAGCAUUUUGACUCGGUCAUGCAGCUGCAGGAGGAGGCCCACCUCAACACAUCCUUCAAACACUUCAUCUUCUUUGUUCAGGAGUUCAACCUCAUCGACAGAAAAGAGCUGGUCCCACUCCAGGAGCUGAUUGAGAAACUGACGACCAAAGACAGAUAAACAGCAUUGUCCCCAUUUGUUUUUUUUUAUUGUUCCUUCUAGUUUUUGCACAGAUACCCACCACCCCCUGGCUGUAUGUAUGCAGUAUAUAGUAUAUUUCCAUUUAGGGGAAAUGAUCUUAAGGCCAGGAAGAAGGAAGGGUUUGGAUAGUUUAAGGCAACAGUACUAAUUUAAUCAGGGAUUACAGGUUGAAUUGACAAACCGUAGAUUAUGAAUAGAGAAAAAAGGGGUUUAGCUGUUUUAGAAAAAAAUCCCUACAUGUAGAGUAUUUUCUUUUCUUUUUUUUUUUUGUUUUACACUAAUGCUCUCUUAGGUUGCACAGAUUUUCUUUUUAUUUGGAUUUUCAGCGGCUCUUUUUCAAGCAGUCAAACACAAGGGAAUGAAGCAAAAAUACUAAACAUCGUUGAUGAAGCAGUUUAAGCCUUUUUGGUAGUUAUUUUGUUCGACGAGAAGGAUUGGGAUUCGAUUUCUCAUUUUGUUCGGUCAAUACAAAAACCCUAAGUGCCUAGCAUUGGCUCAUAAUUGCCCUAUAUCAGAAGAUGAAGGCCAUACGUGACAUAUUUCAGGUUUACACCGGGGGGGGGGGGGGGGGGGGGGGGCGGCCCAACCCCGACGCACCAGAUCCACCGGGUUUCCCGGCCAUCCCCGCCCCUCUCUCUGCUGGUUAGCCAGAGGGUUUCAUGGUUUCACGGCCAAUCGUGAAAACAGAGAGCACGCAAGCCGGUGGAUCUCAAGGACCAGGGUUGGACAGCCCGGCUGUACGCUACAUUUUUCUUUUAGUACUUGGUCUAAAAAUGUGCCGCGCCUUUAUUUUGUCCAGAAGUCUGCUGAGGGUUCAGUGCAGGCUGUGAUACACGAAGGGUGUAGAAGUUGGAGUUGGAUGUUUUCCUGUGUGCCCCCCCCCCCAUAGACUUUAAGGUAAACUGUACAUACAUUUCCUCCGAUAGAUUAGAGUUUGAACUCCCUGCUUGGAAAUAAAAAGGAAUCUUUCUAGGAUUGGGACGUCGCUGCUUCCAUCUCAAAGCCAUUAAGCACUUUGAACACGUUUCCUAUAACCUCUGACUGAAUGUCUCUUCCGCAUAGACUGCAUCAUGUGACGCAUCGUCUUUCUCCCUCUCCUUUCUCCAAAUGAAUGUUAAAGAACUGAACCUCUGAAACAGCUAGAAGGCACAAGCGUUGUUUUACUUCACGCUUUUGCGAGGUUUGACUUCGCCGAGCUGCAGACGCACGCUUCCCUCCCCAUGUCAAAGUGUAGUUCACUAUGCAAUAAUUGACACUUACGGCCGGCUCUUUGAUACUUCACGGCUAAUAGAACUUUCUUGACAGUGAUUUAAUUGGGUGUGACUAAACUAGAAGAACUUUGCUGUUAGCUUUAGUUUCAAAACCAUUUUUAUACCUGAAAUCUGUGAGAAAGAAGUACUAGUGGAUGCACCUGUAUAAAUACUGAGGAUUCGACCUGAGUUGAAAGAGUUUCAGCGAGCAUGAAUGGGUCGCUUUUGAUUAAAUGAAUGCAUAGAGUCUUUUUAGAGGCUGCCUCUUUAUCUGUAUUAGAUUUUUGUUUUUGUUUUACUUGUUUAUUAUCUUGAAUUUCUGUUUCCUUGCCUAACUAUUAUGAAUGUUACCGGUCACCAGAUUUAUGACAGUGUCAGAGAAGCUGUGAUGAAAGAAAACAGUUUUUCCCUUCAGUGUCAUGAGUGAUAAAUUGUUUGUACAUCUUGGCUUUGUAGGGGUUUUUCGGUCAAACCAAUUAAUUUAUGCUGUUUACAAAGCAAAUAAAAAGGUGGUCUUGACUCUUUAUCAGAAAUAUUUAA